AACAUGAGCCGACAACCACUUCCAAGAAGAGGAUCACUCCCUGCACGGCUGUCGAAGGGACUUUGGCUUCAAUUACUACUACUGCGCCAGAAUAUGAAAACGAAAGUGUAAUCGACGCUUCAGAGAAAAUUACGUUCAACAAAGGCAGAACAAGCCAUGCUGAUGAUACCUGCAAUCACGACGGCGCAGCGAGAGCAGAUCGACACGGAGACGUGGCAAUCGAGAACUCAGGCGUUUCAAGAGGAGAAGUAGUUCUGCAAUCAAACAGCGCCAGCGUCAAGAAUGGUCCUGAAAGCGUGUCAUGUGUCUCCCUCAAUCCUCAUCGCAGCAGCGAACAAGAAGCUACAACGUGUUCUCAAAAUUCUUCGGAUAACGACAUCAAAACCAGAGUUCUUGACCUACGAGCACUUCGGACCCCUUCAGAGCGCCUUCGCGUUGCCCUCGCACACAUAUCCCCGAAACGAGCUGAGCAAUUUUGGAGCUGGUUUCGCUUAUCCGGUGUCGUCUCCACAAUGGUCGACGAGCUAAGCACCUCAGCAGGAGGACAUCUUCCUUUUCCGACGAUGCAGGAAAUGCUAGUAGAGCGGCAAGCUUCUAAGGCUGUGAAGAGCAGAAUACGCGAAGUGUCACCAGCAGCGCAACUCCUUAGAAUGGCCAAAUCUCCUGCUUCAGUUCCUGCUUCAGGUUCAACAGAUGAGGCACAAGCAGCAGCGACAUUAGCAUCCCCUGAGGACCCGGACGUCGCAGACGCACCUUCUACAACUACACCUUCUAGUACGACUACAACUACACCUUCUACUUCUGAAUCGUGGCAGUUCUACAAGGAAGAGCAGAAGCGAAUCUUGGAGGUUUGGCAGGAAUGGUCCCGCAAUAAUUAUCCAGAGCAUGAUGACGCAGAGAAUUUGUAUCAAUUAAGGCAAGUUCUUCAGGGAAAUUGUGAUUACUGUUAAUGUUCUUUAGGGAAAUUGUGAUUUACUGAAUUGAGACAGAGUCAUCACUGUUUUUAAGGUCCUUAGCUCCUGACUUCCUUCUUAUGUAGAAGACUUAAGUAGAGAAAUCAUGCUCUCUAGUACACCUCAUCUCAUUUAUUUAUCUCACGUAUAAGUGUUUAACCUUAACCUUCUCCUCCACUUUAUCUCUCAGUUUUCUCAGGCACUUAUCUCACGCUUACCACGUUAUUACUAGAGUCGUCUGGAAUAUGAGAAAACAAAGUGAAAAAACGAGUCUCCAGAUGACUCCUUCGUAAAUAGGAACUUCGUAAAUAGGAACAUCGUAGUAUUAGUACACCUCUAAAACAUAUUGAAGAGGGCAUCGCGCGCCGACGGGAGGGAAGACGGAUUAGUGGUUUUGGGCUCCUCGUCACUUGCAUUCGACACGACAAUCCAUCCUUAGAAGUGAUAACCGGCUGUCGAUGGGUGCCGGACGAUGCGAAUUCACCACCUGAGACUCUUCAAUCUGGAAACACUUCGAGUAGUACACAACAACUACAUGUUAUGAUGAAAGGGAAAAAUUUACUCAGCUGCAUACUCAAAAGAUUAUAGAUCGUAGGUUCCACGAAGGAAGCUGCCUCUCUUCGUGAGUAUGAGUACUACACUUUAUCCUUUCAUAGAACAGCCGCAGGAAGAGCAAAAGGAUCGAACAGAUGGAAGUAGUUCUAGUUCCAGCACAGGAAGAGCAGGGGCAGCGUACGUAGCUGCAGACCAUGGCAGUGCAGAAGACGGCGCAAGAAUUAUCAAGCAUGUGAAUAGAAGGCCAUCCAAUUGGGAGCCGGGUCAUUGGGAGGUAGAAAAUGCGAGUCAUGAUCUCCUCGCGUGUGAUGUAUCUACACCUUCUGAAGAGCAGCAGCAAGGCUAUAAUCACGGAAAGACUCACCAACAUCAUGCAGAUAGCUUUAGUACGACCAACAUGAGCAGCAAACAAGAUCAAGAAGACACUCAUUCGCAUGUUGACCUAGAAUCUAGCGUGAAGCAAUCUCAACCCAGCUCCUCUUCUACGCCCAGUACCUCUCCAGAAUCGAUAUCGAUGUGCGUCAACACGGCCGCCGAGAAAUGCACCUAUUUUAAUAAACUACCUCUAGCUCGUGCAGGUACAUCAAGAGAAGGAGAAAAACCUAUCAUGUCUACUCCUCCUGAUGAAGCUGAUUCAUUGGGGGCGUCGACAUCAACAGCUACUUCUGGCACCAAUAAGGCAGACGAGGAGGAGUUGCAAAGGCGUCGGAUGGUCGCAGUUGCAAAAGCAGUAUGAGGUGGAUCUGGACUCAUCACGGUGUAUUAAAUAGGUAGUCUAAGUAAGUUAUUCAGUGUUGAUGUAUGUGUGAAAAGAAAGAGGCAGAGAAAUGCUCUGCUACUGCUAGUACAUGUAGAUAUUGUGGAUAGAAUAGAUGAAUACUAAUACUUUUUGGACAGUCAACGCAUCAAUUCUCCGUUUUUAUUCUCGUACAUCACUUCUAACCGAUAAAAAAAUUCUAGCAAACUGUUUCUUUCGUCGUGAUGACUCUUGGUUGUGGUCCUCAUUAUUGUUGCCGUUUCCGUUGUAAUAUUUCUGCUCCUCAUUGUAUCAGUUUUUUUUUGAAACGACAGUUAGUUUCAGUCUCGGAUGCAGUGACUGUUGCUGGUAUCAUAUCUUUGGACAUCAAGUUGGUUUUGCUAUAGCAAUAAGCUGUUCGUCGUCGUGCGUAGAUGUAUCUCGUUGUUUCCGUUGGCAUAUCUAAGAUAGAUUUUUUGUUGCACAGAAAGACUGUUUCGUCAUUUGUGUUGCUGGAUGAGAGACUAUGAAUUGGUUACACAAUCUGAAAUCUGUUCGUUUCUGUGUAGUUUUCCACUUGAAUAGUAGACCUUGGUGAAAGAAGUAGACUACUUGAUAUUAAAAUACAACUCGGUCGUAAGAAGUAUCAUCCAGAACCGGGUACAGAUGGUAAAACCUCCACAGAAGAAAGAUCAGAAACACGUAAAGUACGUAUACUGAAUGUAGGUGUUGCACAGAUCUCCACUUUGAUGACGUCAAAAUUUUCAGCGUUUCUGCAGCAAGGUCGUCAAUAGUACCAGCUUCGUCUGAGAAAGCUCGAACUCAAAUCAAGUUCCAGUAGAAACUGUC
This is a messenger RNA of Amoebophrya sp. A25, 3093 nucleotides long. The record is from the annotation of a GenBank genome assembly. Lineage: Eukaryota; Dinophyceae; Syndiniales; Amoebophryaceae.